Molecule: messenger RNA, 5950 nt
Organism: Mastomys coucha (southern multimammate mouse)
Lineage: Eukaryota; Metazoa; Chordata; Mammalia; Rodentia; Muridae
Gene: Ercc6
Product: ERCC excision repair 6, chromatin remodeling factor
Exons: 21
Coding region: 295-4734 (1479 amino acids)
Biological process (GO): transcription-coupled nucleotide-excision repair
Cellular component (GO): nucleus
Molecular function (GO): ATP-dependent chromatin remodeler activity; ATP binding
Source: RefSeq, a predicted model, not a curated record
CCGAAGGCCGGGUGAGAGUGUCUGUGCCUCGGGCUCUCCAGGCGGCUGUGGCCCCGCGCCGUGGGCGUCUAGCCUUCUACCGCCUAGCCCAUCCGAGAGAGCGGCGGCUUCGCCCCUGGGCCGGGUAUCUUCCGGCAGGCGCACCUGAAACCGGAAGUGACGCGUGGCGCACGCUCUCACCUGAGCGGCAGGCACGGGGCUGUCGCGGCGCGGACCAGCCCCUGGCAUCUGCUUCUGGGUUUGUGAGUGGGGCCUGGCCUGCAGGGCCUACAGGGCUCUGAUAGUUUGUAGAGGAUGUCCCAUGAGGAAAUCCCCAACUCCACUCAUCCUCAAGAGCAAGACCAUUUACCAAAUCAGCAUGUCAGUGCCGACACAGACAUGCCAGUUGAGCAGGAGAGUGGUGGGGUCUCAGAAGCUGGGGAGUGCCUCUCUUCUACUUCCUGUGAGUAUGGGCCAUCCACAUCUGCUGAAGCUUCUGUGUUGGCAGUCACAAGGCGGGGACCAACCCUGCUACACAUUGAUAGGCAUCAGAUCCCUGCAGUGGAGCCCAGUGCUCAGGCCCUGGAACUGCAGGGCCUGGGUGUGGACGUUUAUGACCAGGCCGUCCUGGAGCAAGGCGUGCUUCAGCAGGUGGACAGUGCGAUGCAUGAGGCCAGCCGUGCGGCCCAGCUUGCUGAUGCGGAGAAGGACUAUCAGUCAGUCCUGGAUGACCUCAUGUCAUGUACAACAUCCCUGAGGCAAAUCAAUAAAAUUAUAGAGCAACUUAGCCCUCAAGCUGCCAGCAACAGAGACAUCAACAGGAAACUAGAUUCCGUGAAACGACAGAAGUAUAACAAGGAACAACAGCUAAAGAAGAUAACUGCAAAACAGAAACGUCUCCAGGCCAUUCUCGGAGGGGCUGGGGUCCAAGUGGAACUGGAUCAUGCCAGCCUAGAGGAGGAAGAUGCAGAGCCAGGGCCAUCAUGUCUUGGCAGUAUGCUCAUGCCUGCCCAGGAGACUGCCUGGGAAGAGCUUAUUCGCACUGGCCAGAUGACACCGUUUGGUACUCCAGCCCCUCAGAAACAGGAGAAAAAGCCUAGAAAAAUAAUGCUCAAUGAAGCUUCAGGCUUUGAAAAAUAUUUAGCAGACCAAGCACAACUUUCGUUUGAAAGGAAGAAACAAGUUGCUAAUAAAAGGACAACUAGAAAAGCUGUGGUUAUAUCUGAGUCAAGCCGAGCACCAAAUGAAACCAAGCCAGACCAGGGAAGCCAAGUGCUCUCUCAGACAGAUAAGCGCCUGAAGAAGCACAUCAGGAAGCUCCAGAAGAGGGCGCUGCAGUUCCAGGGGAAAGUGGGAUUGCCAAGGGGGAAGAAACCUCUGGAGCCUGAGGUGAGGCCAGAGGCCGAGGGAGACACUGAAGGUGAGGAGUCUGGGUCCUCUCCCACUGGUGGGGACGAGGAGGAAGAGCAAGAGGAGGAGGAAGAGGUAGCCAGCCCGUCUUCUGAUGACAUUAGCUAUGAACUGAAGCCUCUUCGGAAGGGGCAAAAAUACCAGAAGAAAGUUCCAGUGCAGGAGAUCGACGAUGACUUUUUUCCAAGUUCAGAGGAGGAAGAUGAAGCUCUGGAAGGAAGAGGAGGCCGCAAGGUAGCCAGGCACCAAGACGAUGGAGAUGAGGAUUGUUAUAAGCAGCGGUUAAGGAAGUGGAAUAGGCAGAGGCUGCAGGACAAAGAGAAACGCCUGAAGCUUGAAGAUGAUUCUGAGGAGAGCGAUGCUGAAUUUGAUGAAGGUUUCAAAGUGCCGGGUUUUCUGUUCAAAAAGCUCUUUAAGUAUCAGCAGACAGGUGUUAGGUGGCUGUGGGAAUUGCACUGCCAGCAGGCAGGAGGAAUUCUGGGAGACGAAAUGGGAUUGGGCAAGACCAUCCAGAUAAUUGCCUUCUUGGCAGGUCUGAGCUACAGCAAGAUCAGGACUCGCGGUUCAAAUUACAGGUUUGAGGGACUAGGCCCCACAAUAAUUGUCUGCCCAACGACAGUGAUGCAUCAGUGGGUGAAGGAAUUCCACACGUGGUGGCCUCCAUUCAGAGUGGCGAUUCUUCAUGAAACAGGUUCCUAUGCCCACAAAAAGGAGAGGCUGAUUCGAGAUACUGUUCAUUGUCAUGGAGUUUUGAUAACUUCGUAUUCAUACAUCCGACUGAUGCAAGACGACAUUAGCAGACAUGACUGGCACUAUGUCAUCUUAGAUGAAGGACACAAAAUUCGAAAUCCAAAUGCUGCAGUCACCCUUGCUUGCAAGCAGUUCCGGACACCUCAUCGGAUUAUCUUGUCCGGCUCACCAAUGCAGAAUAACCUCCGAGAACUGUGGUCACUCUUUGACUUCAUCUUCCCAGGAAAGCUAGGCACAUUGCCUGUGUUUAUGGAGCAGUUCUCAGUCCCCAUCACCAUGGGAGGUUAUUCCAAUGCUUCCCCAGUACAGGUUAAAACUGCCUAUAAAUGUGCAUGUGUCUUAAGAGACACAAUAAACCCAUACCUACUGCGGAGAAUGAAAUCAGAUGUCAAGAUGAGCCUUUCGUUGCCAGAUAAAAAUGAGCAGGUCUUAUUUUGCCGUCUAACUGAUGAGCAGCAUAAAGUCUACCAGAAUUUCAUUGAUUCCAAAGCAGUUUACAGGAUUCUCAAUGGAGAGAAUCAGAUUUUCUCUGGACUUGUAGCUCUGAGGAAGAUCUGCAACCACCCUGACCUGUUUUCUGGAGGUCCCAAGAAUGUCAUUGGUCUUCCAGAGGACGAAUUGGAAGAAGAGCAGUUUGGAUACUGGAGACGCUCUGGGAAAAUGAUUGUUGUUGAGUCUUUGCUGAAAAUAUGGCACAGGCAGGGUCAGCGGGUGUUGCUGUUUUCCCAGUCCAGGCAGAUGCUGCACAUACUAGAAGUGUUCCUGAGAGCCCACAAGUAUUCCUAUCUCAAGAUGGAUGGGACCACCACCAUAGCAUCAAGACAGCCACUGAUUACAAAAUACAAUGAGGACACGUCCAUCUUUGUCUUUCUUCUGACCACACGGGUGGGUGGCUUAGGAGUGAACCUGACCGGGGCCAACAGAGUCAUCAUCUACGACCCUGACUGGAACCCAAGCACCGACACACAGGCCCGAGAGCGAGCAUGGAGGAUAGGUCAGAAGAAGCAAGUGACUGUCUAUAGGCUUCUGACGGCCGGUACCAUUGAGGAAAAGAUCUACCACCGACAAAUCUUCAAGCAAUUUUUGACAAACAGAGUGCUAAAAGAUCCAAAACAAAGGCGCUUUUUCAAAUCCAAUGAUCUCUAUGAGCUGUUUACUCUGACUAGUCCUGAUGCCUCCCAAGGCACUGAAACAAGUGCUAUUUUUGCAGGAACUGGCUCCAAUAUUCAGACACCUAAAUGCCAUUUAAAAAAAAGGACUCCGCCAGUCCUAGAAACGGAUCCCAAAUGCAAGAAGCCCCCUGUUUCUGACACACCUGCAAAUGGUGCCACCCUGAUGGGAGAAAAACCUAAGGCAGUGGGAGCUACAGGAAGUGUCACUUCUGGAGAAAGUGGUCCUUUGAAAGGCGACCAUCAUACAAAUGGAAACAGAGCUAGCAAUGUUGCUUUUGGAGAAGAGAUAGAUGCAGGGUCCACGCUAGAGCAUCUCUCAGUGAUGAGUAGAGAUGGGAAGUGUUCAGAUUCUCCAACAGUUGACCACACAUCCAGGCCAUCAGUUGAGGCAAGCACCAUCGAGAAGCAGGGUUCUUCCUAUGAAGGGGAGUGCUGCCAGGCUCAGGCAGAACCUGUUCCCACGAGUGAACAAAUGGAAGGCCAGUUCUCUAAGCACAAAUCAAAAAGGAAACAUGAUGCAUCGGAGGACGAGGCCACAGAGAAACAUCCACAGCCCAAGCAAAAGGCCAAGAACUCCAAGCAUUGCAGAGAUGCUAAGUUUGAGGGAACUCGAGUCCCACACCUAGUGAAGAAAAGGCGGUACCGCCAGCAAACCACUGAGCAGGACAGUGGAGCCAAGGACCGAAGCAGUGAUGAUUAUGUUUUAGAAAAGCUUUUCAAAAAAUCAGUGGGCGUGCACAGCGUCGUGAAGCAUGAUGCCAUCAUAGAUGGGUCCAGUCCGGAUUAUGUGCUGGUGGAGGCAGAAGCCAACCGAGUGGCUCAGGACGCCUUGAAAGCUCUGAGGCUCUCUCGUCAGCAAUGCUUGGGUGCAACAUCUGGUGUCCCCACCUGGACUGGCCACAGGGGUAUUUCUGGUGCACCAACAGGAGUAAAGAACAGGUUCGGUCAGAAAAGGAAUUCCAACCUCCCUGUGCAGCGUCCUUCAUCACUAACAGAAAGGACUCAGAACAACAUGAAAAAAGAGGGGAAAGCUCACACCCCUGAGCACUUUAGUGGCAAAGAAGAUGGAGCAUCUUUGUCUGGAGCGCCCAGUUCCUCCUCACUCUUGGCCAGAAUGCGAGCAAGAAACCACAUGAUUUUGCCCGAGCGCUUGGAGAGUGACAGCGAGCACCUUGCUGAGGCUGCUGCUGUGCCUCCCUGCAGCACGGAACACGACGACCUUCUGGUGGACAUGAGGAACUUCAUUGCUUUCCAGGCCCAGGUGGAUGGCCAGGCCAGCACUCAGGAAAUCCUGCAGGAGUUUGAGUCCAAGCUGUCCGUGGCACAGUCCUGUGUCUUCCGAGAACUACUGAGAAAUCUGUGCAAUUUCCAUAGAACUCCUGGUGGUGAAGGGAUUUGGAAACUGAAGCCCGAAUACUGCUAAAAGUGAUGCUCCCUAAACUCUUUCAAAUGGGAAUCUGAGCUCACCAAUCCUGUGAUUAAUGAUCAUGUAUGUGUGUGUGUAUGUGUUCGCGCACAUGUGAGUGCAUGGCUGCACUUGGUAUUUACUGUGUCAUCUACCUCAAGACUAAAACUUGAAGAAGAAAAUAAUUGGAGGUUUUUUAUUUUGUUUUGUCUUGGUGGCACUGUGGAUUAAGUUAUAAAACCAGGACCUAACAGUUAUUUAAUGGGGCAAAUAUAUUCCUUAACCCAAAAGAUGUUGUCAGGGAGCACUUCCUACUUAAGAAUAGCUCUCAGUUCUUAGUGGUGCUGGGAACAUGUCUUCUCUUUAUCCAUCCCAUCCCAUAAGUCACUUUACAGUAUCUAAUAACUUUAGUACCUUGAUACAGGAUGAGUAAAUAUUUCUGACCCACUGGCCACAUACAGAAUGACACUUGCUAUCUGUCAAAUCAUUAAUUACUUAUAAAUAAUUCUUCAUAGUAUUUUAAAUUAGCAGGUUUGGGUUUUGUUGUUUGUUUGCUUGUUUGUUUUAAAUGUUGCUGAAGACAGACUCUGGUGUCUUGUACAUGCUAAUCAUGUGCUUUACCACCAAGUUCCAUUCCAGUUCAUACAUAUGUAUCAAAGUAGGAAGUCUGUUUUUUCUUCUCUGUCAUCAUUAUCUAAAGAUGGUGGAUGGGGUUUGUUUAAAUAGGUCAUUCAGUUCUAAACUUUAGUACUUGGCUCAGAAGGAAGUCCCAAUACCUAUUUGUUUGUUUAUUUUUUCUUGUAGUCAUCAGCCUACCGGAACUGCUCUUACCCUUGUCCUCAGGCUGACCCUGACCAGGCUCACUAGCGUGAAACAUUUAUGCUGUGCCUGUAAUGUCUGAGAUCUAUGUUAUACUGAGCUAGAGAAUGGAUAGACACCUCUUAACUGUCGAAAGUUACCUACCACGUAGUGAGGAAGGAAUCCAUGUUCCAGCUCUGCCACUGACCUGCAUAGCCUGGGAAAGUUGAAUCUGUAAACAUGGUUAUCCUGCCAAGCUGGGAGAAGCUUAGAGACCAGUGCUCUAGGUUAAAAUACCUUUUAACAAUAUACAGCACCUUUAUACAUGGAAGCUGCAGUCUGAUUUUUUUAAAACAUUAGAUGCUUUGUAUGGUGUAAAUAGAUUUAAUGUAUUAAACAUGUUAAAUAAUUACAAAUAAAAGAUUUUAAAAUGCCA